UCAGACAUUUUGCAAAAACGAAACAUUUUAAUGCACUUUGAUUUCAAUAUUUAAUACCAAUAGAAGAAUAUUAUAUAUUUUGUGUACUCAAAACGCAAGAAAGCACGUUUGUAUAAACCUUGUGCAAGUAUUGUAUGUGAUGAGCAGUUAGAAAAACACUAAAAUAGAAACAUGAAUACAGAAGCAGCAUCAAAUUUUAUUAAUUCCUUGGUGAGAAAUCUACAAGUGUUGUGUCACAGUAAUGUAGAUUUCAGUGAAGAUGUUGAAGUUAUUGGACAUAUUUAUCUCAGUGUUGAUAAGUCUAAAAAAUUUAAUUAUAUUGUUAAUGAGAAAGUGUGUAAGAGUGACGAUUCAUCAACAGUUUUUGUUAGUAACAGUUUCCAUGCUGAUCAAAAAAAAAAGGAAAAAGAGACUGCACCAGCCAGAACCGGUCAGUCAGACUCAGGAAAUGAUGAAAGAGAUACGAGACAUAAAAGACAUGCAAAUUUUGGUAACGAAAGAACACAAUACCACCAUCAAGGCCCACACAUAGGAAAUAAUAAACGCUCAACACAACAUUUCUCACAAUCAGAAUACUCCUCCCCACCACAGAAACAGAGACGACAUAAUCCUGAAAAUAGACUUAAUACCCCUGUUAGUAGAGACUCAUUUUCUGUAAAAUCUGAAACAUCGGAUGCUAAUAGUGCUUUAUCAUCUCCCCACCAUCAAUCAUAUCAGUCUCCAUCAAAAUCUUCACCGGCUAAAUCCAGUACCCCAUCAUCAGAUCCUGUAGAUAUAGAUUUAACUAGUAUAAAAGAUGAACCUAUUGAAGAUAAAAGUUGUAUAUUUUCGUCCGAUUCUUCAUGGAAUCAACAAUCAAUGAUGGAUCAACAAUUACAUGGUAAUCAACACAAUAGAUCUAGAUUAGGUUCAUCUAGUAAUUAUAGAGAUCAGGGGGAGGAACAGUUUGGAAUUUAUCCAGUAGCAAUGCAUCAGAUAAAUACUUCUGAUGGUCAGUUAAAUAUAGAAGCUUUAUCUCAAAUGUCUAGUAGUAACAACCCAUCAACAAGUGGAGAAUUAUCAGAUCAGCUUAUGUCAAUGGUGCCAGCUGAUAUACUGAAUGUGAGGCGUCGAACUGAAUUAUCGCUGUCGGAUAAAAUACGUUUACUACAAGCAUCUGAGGCUAACCCUAAACCAUCCCAAACAGAUUUGGCGGAACAGUUCGGUAUAAGCCAACCUACUGCUUCCAAUAUUAUUAGAAAAAGAGAAUAUUACAUAGACCUGUACCAAAGAAAAAAACAAGAAUCCAAGUCCAAAGAAUUUCUGUAGUUGAUUUUGUAUCUUAGUGGUUGCCCAAGAAAUUUAUGUGGAAGAAUUUCAAUUCUGUUGUGUGUGUGUCAAAAAGUGUUGCGUAUGUUCUUAUGUGUACGUUCAUUGCAAGAAUUCUCUCUUUCCUAAAUGAAUUGCAUUAAUGAUUAACAACCGAAUAUGUUGACUAAGAAAAGAUUGUGAAUCGUGUUAUUAAACAUCAAAAAUCAUUAUAACAUGGAAUUUAUCUUGAAUUUGACACUUACUUUUUACGAAUUGAAAAUGUCUUCUAUGACUAUUUGGAGGCAGGGGUGAGAUUUUGAGAAUUUGCACAUCGAUUCCGCCCGUUAAACAGCUUCAAUUAUGAUAUGUUCAUUAUUUACAUACAGUAUCACGUACCGAAAUAUUUAGAAAUAUCGAUACGUGCUAGCUCGAUUGAUUUGUACACAAUUUUGAGAAAGUAAAUCCUUGAGAUGCGUUUUGGAAGGUGAAAUAGACUUUUGGCAAUACAGCAAAAAGACGACGAUGUUAUACGGACCGUUUUCAGCAUGAAAGCUGUUCGAUACGCGCUGUCGUAUCCGUGUGCCGUAUCACGUAUGAAAAAUACACACGCAUUGAUGACGUCAUACACAAAAUCGAUACGGAUACGCGAUACGGACCAGGAAUUUACGCUUGCCAAAAGUCUCUAUUGAUUCAGCUUUCGAACCGUGUAUAACUGUAUAAUGUAAAGUGCAAGAGAGUAGAUGGGGUUGUUUUUCAACGCAAAUAAUGUUAACAACUGGCACUGACAAAUAUAAAAUGUAUACGAAUAUGUCUAGUAGUAGGCUUUUUGACAUUGUGAUUAAUCAAACAGUAGAAAUAGAAAGAGUAAUUUCACCACUGCUUAUACAAGCUCUUAAAUUGAUUGUUCUUGUUUUAUCAUACCCAAGUAAUAUGUUUAUUUAAUAUCAUGCUUAAUAACCAUAAAUAAAAUGAUCAAAUCCAUCAGUUAACCACUAAAAAGAAGACCAUUAACUUUAGCGUUUUUAAAAAUAGAUUUAUAUUAUAUACUAACUAAAGAGCAAAAAAACAAAAAACCCCAAAAACGGCAGUGCGAUUUCAAAAUCAGACAGGCACUUUAAUCAAAUCAUUCUAGAAAACGACUUACUAAAUGGAUCAAAGCAAUUUUUUGUGAACAGUAUGUUGACACAUAGUGAUUAAUUCAUUAAUUCAUCCCGUGUACAAAUUGGCCUCCACGUAAAAGAUCCCUUGACAGUUGGAAUUCCCUCAUAGCAGACUGUUUGGCGUAUGCCCGUCUUCAUUAGCCCAGUUCGGAGCAGAACAGUAGGACGUUAAACCCCAUUUCAUUUCAUUUCGUGUCCACCGCGAGUGUCAAUAACAGCAGCGCAGCGUCUGUACAUGGAGUGGACCAGACGAUUGAUGAACGCCAUUGGCACCUGGAACCACACUCAAAAAAGCCUGGCGCAAUCCAUCGGCUGUGUUUGGUCUCGGUACAACGUUAUUAAGUCUCCUCUCAAUUUCAUCCCAAGGAUGUUCAAUCGGGUUUAAGUCCGGACUAAGGUCUGGCCAGUGCAUAACGUUGACAUCGUUCUGCUGUAGAAAGUCCCAAGUAACUCUGGCGGUGUGGGCACGGGCGUUGUCAUACUGGAAAACGUUGAACUCGAUGACGUGCGAAAUGUACUAUGACAUGGGGUCUGGCAGCUUGAUCCAUGUAGCGCACUGCUGUGAUGGCGCCUCCUCUCCCUGGACCAAUAUUUUGGAACACCACAGGACCCACUGUCUGGUUCAGGCCGAUUCCACCCCAAAAUCGACUCUCAUCUGUGAACAGAACAGUUCCCCCAUUGCCUGUGUCGCCAGUUCUGGUGUUGUAGGGGAAACUGUAGACGUUCACGUCGAUGGCGAGGGGUGAGGAUCGGUCCACGGUAAGGUCCACGGCAAUGGAUGUUCUCUCUGGUGAGACGUCGGCCCACUGUAUCGGUACUGAUGAGUCUUCCGUGUGUUCCCACUGUCUGACGUGCUGUCUCAGAUUCCUGUGUGAAGGGAUUCUGCACGUGCUAUCGCACAACAUGGCGGUCUUGUCGCCUUGUGGUAGCCCUUGGUCUACCAGUUCGGGGGCGAUCAUCCAUGGUGUUGGUGGAACGAAAGCGUUGCCGAAGCCUGUAGAUGGGCAGUGUGGCCAGCGUCGAGUCUUCCAAGCUCCUGGUUCCUCUGAGCUGUCGUGAGACGUGGCAUGCUGCUGACGUUGCAGUGUAUGGGUGGAUUUUAUAGGGCUGGUCCCGAUGAACAAACAGCACGUGCAGCAUGAGUUACAUGAAAAUCAUGGAGAACACAUUACCAUCUCAGAAGUCAGUUUGCGUUUUUGAGAACAUUUCCUGGGUUUUAUUCUGUGUUUGGGAAGGAGCCUUACUGCUCAGGUAAAGGUGGAGAUGUGGUCACAAAUAUACAAUAAAACAUUUGGCAAGUUUUAUGCAAUGCGUCUAUUCAGAGUAACAUACCAACCUGACGUUUCUUUUGCUGCUUAGUAUAGUAUAGGUUCUAUCCAUAGCGUUAAGACCAUUUUGUUCACGAUGUGCGGAAUGUCUGGGACACCCUAUGCUGCAUGUUUAUGGGGGAUCAUUCGGGCGAUUCCUUGGCAUAAUGGAUCGUGGCAUUAGGUUUCAUCACAUAAACAUUGUGUUUUAAAUUCAUGUCAAUCAGGAAAUAACUUUAACCACUGGAUGAUACAAGAUAUUUAAAAAUGAUCAAGGGUAAUAACUCGAAAGUAAUUUCAGACUUCCCCAUUUCAUGAAGACAAACAUGGUGUGUAAAAAAAUAAAGGCAUUCGAAAAAAUAAUUUUAUAAUCUUGAGAUUCUAAGACUGUUUAAAACUAUUAAGGGCAAAUUAAUAUACUUCGCCAUCCCCUGGCGUACUGUGCAUAAAUUCAAAGUCAAUGGUAAGAUAACUUUAGACUAUCAGAAUAAUUAAAGGUAAUAAUUCUGGCAGUAAUUAUCGGAAAUAUUUGAAAAUCAAUAUACUUCUUCGUUCCAUGACCAAAAACACGGUGUAUAAAUCUCAAGAAUGAUCGGAUAAUUACUUUAGCCUCCAGAGCGCCCACGGGAUUUUUCAAAGUGACCAAAGGCUAACCAAGGGCUAUAACUCUGUUGUAAAUAGUCAAAAAUCAAUAGCAUUCUUCGUCGUAUGGUCAUAAACACCGUGUCUCUAGAGUGGACGCAAGAUUUUUCAAACUGAUCAAAGGGCCGUAAAUAAGUAUUAGAAAAAUAAAUAAAUGUGUUUGAAGCAUAUCUGGAUAAACAAUAUUUCCUAUUUAGUGUAAAUGGGUUUACGUUAUGCAAACAUUGCCAGCGCUAUCGAGCCAAUGAUCGGCGCCAUGUGAUGUGACGUCACGCGUAGAAUGCAUAUGAACUUUAUAAAGGUCAGUCAUCUUACAUAAAGUUAUAAGAAGGCUUUCGCAAUACCUCUGUGAAACAGACUGAUUCCUUAUUAACGCCAUUUUCUAUGUUGUCUUUAUCUUAACAGCAAAAUGUGUGUAGUAUCAUAAUUAUCUUUUUGUGAGGAAAACGUCUAUAAUGUAUAUGACUGUGGCAUAAUGUAUAGUUAUUUCUGAGUGUAAAAAUCCCAUCAAAUGACGAGAGUAAAUAAUAUCUCUUUCAGAGUCAGAUAGAAAACUAAUUGAGCAUCUUAACGUCGACAUUUUUUUGUGCUUACAGAUAAAACAGAUGAUACCAAUAAUUCCAACAACAUUGUUGUUUAUUACGGCGAAGAAAGUUUCAAUUUUGAAACUUUACGGAGAAGAAAUAAAAAAUAUACAAUGGAAGAAAAGAUGCAAGCUCUAAGAUCAGCUAAAGAAAGGGGGGUAGUAGUCACUUGUAAAGAGCUACAGAUACCUCAUAGUACACUUUGCACAUGGAAAGCAACAUUUAGGAAGAUAUAUGAAGACUUAUCGUAGCAAUAAUUGCCGUCUUUCAAAUUUUAAUGUUGACUGGGGAUAUGAUUUUAAAAGAAAAUCAAAGAAAAUUAUCAAAGUGUUUUGUAGGGACCUAAAUCAUUUCUUGUUUAUGUACCUGUGCACCAGUGAUAUUUUACCAAAACAAAUGAUUACUUUUACAAAAAAAAGAAAAGGUGUCAGUUUCCGCCUUAGUCUAUAAUUGUGAAAUAUCAUUAUUAUAUUCGUAUAAUCGUGUCAAAAAGUUGAUUUAGUGCACUAACUAACAUUCUCUUGUUUCAAACAAUCGCGAUAUAUCGAUUACCAAUGGCCAUCCUUCUGAAGAAGAGAGACCUUGUGCAUCUCGUGACUGAUAGUUACUAGAUUAAAUAGAUUAAAUGAAUGGUAAAAUGUAUAUGGCUAAUAAGUGACAUGAAUAUGCCCUGUGUUUAUCUAUUUCAUUAUCCUUUUACAAGUUAAUCCGAGCGCCUCCCAGCUGGAAAAUUUUAAAAUGUUCGAAUUAUCUCGAUAACGCGACUGACAGUAGAUACCAGUAUUAUUUAUCCUCAGAUUUCCGUAAUCGAAAGUUAGUUAUGGUCAAGUUUUCUCUUUCUCUGUUGACAUUAAUUCACAAUUUACAGUCUGUGAUGGGCCAUAUUCCUUACGCAAUGGCCCGAGAAAUCCCUCUCUGGCCUUUGCUGGAUUGGCUUCGGAUUUUUGAGCUUUUGAGGAAGUGUGUCUAUUCUUCCCGUUCAAUCAAAUCUAUCCCAACUACAGUAACAUGACAGCCCUUCGUUUAAUCUUGGGUGUUCCCUAAAACUUUGGACAGUGAUUUAAGCUAUUAAAAACGGUGAAAGUAUUAUUAGUCUCCAAACAGUAAAAUUUACAUUGUAUCCGCUUUGAUAGUCUCGUUUGUCACGCAAUUAGUUUUUCUGCAAUAUUCUGCUAUGCACUGGUUAUUGAGCGUAAUACAAUCGUGAAUCAUGACGUAACGUUAUGUAAACUUGGUCCAAUUUGGAGCUUUGUUUAAAGCAUAAUGAUAUUGUUACGCAGUUAGCUAUUGGUUGUUAAUCGGACUAUUGACCUGUCAUAAUUUAGAACAGAAAUUUGCUUCCAUUACAGCAGUGUUAAGUGGGAUUAGCUCUAAUCAAAUGAAACACUGCGAGGAGCAGGGCUCGCACUGCCGGUCGUCAAAGUCGCAAUUUGCGACAAAAAUAAUUAUGAAAUUGGCGAAUAAAAUUUGAUUUUGGCGAUAUACAAAUAUAACUGAAACUUAUAUCAUUCUAUCAGGGAUUCAGAUUCUGAUACCUUUAAGGUAUCUGAAAAUAACAAUAGGCCUAUUGUACAUGCAAAUCAUAAAUUUAUAGAAAAUUGGCAAUCCUUGAAUGAGAUCUGACGUGUAAAUACUGAAAAUAUAUUUUACAGUGCGGUGUGUAAAUUGACUAAAGUCACCAAAAAUAAAAUCUGUACUUAAGUAAAUCAAAACUGUGCUAAUGUAUUAUGUAAAGACAGAUUUUAAAAGUUGUUGUAUAUUGUAUUGUAUAUAUCGAUAAUUGUUUUAUAAUAAGCCCAGCUGAGACAUAAAAUUGUA
Molecule: messenger RNA, 6801 nt
Organism: Patella vulgata (common limpet)
Lineage: Eukaryota; Metazoa; Mollusca; Gastropoda; Patellidae
Exons: 4
Coding region: 172-1308 (378 amino acids)
Molecular function (GO): DNA binding
Source: RefSeq, a predicted model, not a curated record